Molecule: messenger RNA, 2688 nt
Organism: Spinacia oleracea (spinach)
Lineage: Eukaryota; Viridiplantae; Streptophyta; Magnoliopsida; Caryophyllales; Amaranthaceae
Exons: 4
Coding region: 1-2688 (895 amino acids)
Source: RefSeq, a predicted model, not a curated record
AUGUGGUACCUACCUGUAGUGCCUAGGCUCAAACGAUUGUUCGCUAAUGCUAAAGAUGCAGAAAAGUUGACAUGGCAUGCAGACGGGCGAAAUAAAGAUGGAAUUCUUCGGCAUGCUGCUGAUUCCCCUCAAUGGAAACAUAUUGAUACUACUUUUCCGAAUUUUAGUCGUGAAACAAGGAAUUUAAGGCUAGGCUUAUGUACAGAUGAAAUCAACCCAUUUGGUAACAUGAGUAGUCAGCAUAGCACUUGGCCAGUUCUGUUGGUGAAUUACAAUUUACCACCUUGGUUGUGCAUGAAGCGCAAAUACAUUAUGUUGUCAAUUUUGAUAUCUGGGCCUAAACAACCUGGAAAUGACAUAGAUGUGUACUUGGCACCACUGAUUGAGGAUUUGAAGAAGUUGUGGGAUAAACGUGAGCGUGUGUAUGAUGAAUAUCGUAAGGAAACAUUUACUUUGCGUGCUAUGAUCUUCUGCACAAUUAAUGACUUUCCUGCGUAUGGGAAUUUAUCUGGCCAUGUUGUCAAGAAGGUUGUAUACCCAUUUCAACGAGUAUUUCUACCUCGCAAUCACCCUUAUCGUCGGAUUCGCAAGGCUUUUAAUGGAGAACCAGAACAUAGAUCUCCUCCUAAGCCUCUUACUGGGAAACAAGUUUAUGAACGUGUAAAGGACAUCAAUUGUGUUUUCGGCAAACCCUACAAGUCUCUUGGUGACAAGUUAUGUUAUAAAAAGAGGUCUGCAUUUUGGAUCUUGCCAUAUUGGGAACAUCUUAGUGUAAGGCAUUGUAUUGAUGUGAUGCAUGUUGAGAAAAAUGUAUUUGAUAGUUUGAUCGGAACGCUUCUGAACAUGCCAGGGAAGACUAAAGAUGGAGAGAAGGCUAGAAAUGACAUGGUCAAGAUGGGAAUACGCCUUGAAUUGAAACCUACAAAAAAGGGAAAGCGGUAUUACCUACCUCCAGCUUGUUAUACUUUAUCUAAGAAGGAGAAAAAAGUAUUAUGCGAGUCCUUACAUAAUGUGAAAGUUCCAUCUGGAUAUUCGUCGAACAUUCGAAACCUCGUGUCAUUGAAAGAUUUGAAAUUAGUUGGAUUGAAAUCUCAUGAUUGUCAUACUUUAAUGCAAGAGAUAUUGCCGAUUGCAAUUAGGUCGAUUUUACCCAAACAAGUACGACAAGCUAUAAUCAGACUUUGUUUGUUUUUCAAAGCUAUAUGUUCGCGGGUACUUGAUCCUGGUAAAUUAGACUCUUUGCAAUCACAACUCAUUGUCACAUUGUGUCAACUUGAGAUGUAUUUUCCGCCCUCCUUUUUCGACAUCAUGGUUCAUUUGGUGAGAGAGGUCAAACUUUGUGGGCCGGUGUAUUUAAGGUACAUUUAUCCGUUUGAGCGCAAUAUGGGUGAUUUGAAAGGUUAUGUGAGGAAUAGAUCUCGUCCAAAAGGCAGCAUAGUUGAGGGAUAUCUAACUGAUGAGGUCCUUAGAUAUUACAUCGAGCAUUUGGAAGAGUUCGAAACACUAGGACUUCCAAAGCCUCGUCACAAUAAGGAGAGAGUACAAGGUAUUGGUACAGUUGGUCGUAAAGUGCUAAACUUAAGUCGUGAAAUAGUUGAUCAAGCUUACCUCUACAUCUUACAACAAGUUGAUGAGGUGCAACCAUAUUUGGCAGACCAUAUGAAUCUGAUUAGGCAAGAAUAUCAUGGCAGAGGUGAAAAUUUUUUGAGAGACGAACACAAUCCAUCUUUCAUCAGAUGGUUCCAAGAGAAAGUGGAUCGUUAUUUAAAACAAACACCAAAUGAUGUUAGUGAAGACAUUACAUGGUUAGCGUUUGGUCCAGAUGCAAAUGUUGUAUCCUAUGAAGGUUAUGAUAUAAAUGGAUAUUGUUUUAACACUAAGAGGAGGGAUGCUAGUAGUACUACGCAGAAUAGUGGUGUUUCUUUAGUGGCAUCAACUUUACAUUUUUCUAGUGCCAAGGAUAAUAAUCCACAGCAUGCAAAGAUGAACUAUUAUGGCAUGAUUGAGGAUAUCUUUGAACUUGAUUUCGUUCAGUUUAGGGUGCCUGUGUUUAAGUGCAACUUGGUGGAUAUAGGCAAAGGUGUGAACAUAGAUGACAUGGGAUACACGGUCGUGAAUUUCAAUAAACCGGGUCAUUGUGAUGAGCCAUUCAUCAUGGCCUCUCAAGCAAAGCAAGUAUUUUAUAUGAUAGAUCCGGCUGACACUUCAAAGUCAGUAGUUAUUCAAGGAAAAAAGCAUGGUGUUGCAGUUGCUGAUCUUGUACCAAAUGAAGAUGAGUAUGACCAAGUUGAUGAAAUCCCUGUUUUUUCUAUGUUGCAAAACACACCCGUGCAAGUAGACGAUUCAACAGAUCAUCAUUUGCGAGGUGAUCACAAUGAAGGUGUAUGGUGGUGUCUUCUGUUGUGUCUAGGGGAUUUGAUAGGUUGUAAGGCUCCACUGUUGUUUUUGUUUGGUGCAGUUGAUGUUCUGAUUCACGCAAGAACAGGAAAUAAGAGAGAAAGGUUUGUUGGUAUGGCUUCUGAAAAUGACAAUGGCUCUCCUGCUAACAAUGAGAAUCCAAAAAAGUCAAGUCAAAAGACCACUAGAGGGCCUUCAACACCCAAGUAUAUCAUUGAAAAAGAUGAUGGACCAUUUCCUCUACAAUUGAAUGAGAAUAAUAUAUUGUGCGAUCGGAGAGUUCAAGAAUAG